AUGUCGAAGUUUAUCCAUCGAAUUCACAACUUCUCAGGCCAAGGCACGGGAACUUUGCCAUACUUUGAGAACUAUCACAUCACGUUCGGGAUAAAGAUAAGCUCCUUCUCAUACUUCCCAAGCGAGGGAGAAAUUUUGAUCUCACCUUUUGAAAGUUUCACAAAAAACCGCGACAACGAUUGGACUUUACAGGGCACGUGCUACCACUACUUCAGAACCUCGAGACUGCAGGCUGUAAUGAGCAUGUCUCAGAAGGAUUGCCUACUUUUUCAAGCCAAACUGCCCAAACCUGCUCAGUUUUCAGAGGGUUCGUACGAUUUGUUUGAGGAUCCGAACAAUGAAAUGUCAGAGGGCGAUAAAAAUAAAGAUUCACCCGAAGGGAUUGACGGUGAAGUGUGCAUUACGUUUAAUAAGAAGAAUGGCGGGUUGAAAUAA
Molecule: messenger RNA, 435 nt
Organism: Helobdella robusta
Lineage: Eukaryota; Metazoa; Annelida; Clitellata; Rhynchobdellida; Glossiphoniidae
Exons: 3
Coding region: 1-435 (144 amino acids)
Molecular function (GO): NAD+-protein-arginine ADP-ribosyltransferase activity
Source: RefSeq, a predicted model, not a curated record